UAGAAAAUAAAGGUCAUAAUUCGAAAAAUAGAUUUUGAAGAAUUUUAUUUUUUACCUAAAAAAAUAAAAAGAUUAUAAACUCAUAACUUUAAAAAAGCUGGCUGCUUAAACUAACUUCUUCCUUUUUGAGUACGCACAUCAGUAAUCAUGGGGAAGCCUAUGGGUUUGCACACUGCUCGCAAGAUGAAAGAUCAUCGCAGGGAACAAAGAUGGCAUGAUAAAGAAUACAAGAAAGCUCACUUGGGUACUCGCUGGAAGGCCAAUCCCUUUCAAGGUUCUUCCCACGCUAAAGGCAUUGUUUUGGAAAAAGUAGGUGUAGAAGCUAAGCAGCCCAACUCUGCCAUCCGUAAAUGUGUCAGGGUUCAGCUAAUUAAGAAUGGCAAAAAGAUUACAGCUUUCGUUCCCAACGACGGUUGUCUAAAUUUUAUUGAAGAAAACGAUGAAGUUCUUGUUGCUGGUUUUGGUCGUAAAGGUCACGCCGUGGGUGAUAUUCCGGGUGUUCGUUUCAAGAUUGUCAAGGUGGCCAAUGUGUCUCUGCUAGCUUUAUUCAAGGGAAAGAAAGAACGUCCAAGAUCUUAAAUUGGAUAAAUAAACUGUCUUAAUAAAAUUG
Messenger RNA from Biomphalaria glabrata, 610 nucleotides. RefSeq names its product 40S ribosomal protein S23. The transcript has 4 exons. Gene Ontology annotation, biological process: translation. Lineage: Eukaryota; Metazoa; Mollusca; Gastropoda; Planorbidae. The coding region runs from base 148 to 579 and encodes 143 amino acids. The record is from RefSeq and is a predicted model, not a curated record. Gene Ontology annotation, cellular component: ribosome; cytosolic small ribosomal subunit. Gene Ontology annotation, molecular function: structural constituent of ribosome.